AUGAAGAUCUCGAAUUGGAAAAGCUCCAAAACCCUAGGGGUUAAGGGUUUUUGUGAAGGUGCAGAUGUCGUACUGGCAGGGUUCGGAAAUCCACCUCUCUACUGGUCUAAAGAUGAUUCUCGGCCACCAGAGACGCUGCACUUAGGCUCUCACUGUGCGCGAUCACGAGCUAAGGUCACUCAAGAAAUGGUGACUCAGUAUGCAAGUCCAAGUGUUAUACUGAAGAUUUGUCUUUAUCGUGUGACAAGAGGGAAUCUUAAUGGAAUAUCCAUUCUCAGAGAAAUUGUGUUUGUGGUUAGCAAUUCAGACGUCCCACAAGUGAUGCAGAGGAAUAUUAGGCUUGCUUGA
Messenger RNA from Striga asiatica, 348 nucleotides. Lineage: Eukaryota; Viridiplantae; Streptophyta; Magnoliopsida; Lamiales; Orobanchaceae. The record is from the annotation of a GenBank genome assembly.